AUGGGGAAGAACUGUCUUCCUGUAUAUUUUAGAGGGGAAUGCAAUAUUGGCAACGGGUCUACAUGCAACUGUGAUAUUAUUAUGUUGGGUUACAAAGAGAAAUGUGACGAAGCGAAGAAUGGGAAAUUGGAACAUGUAGAGUACAUCCACCGAUAUGGCACAACUUGGAACUCAGGCAGGAACUACCUUUACGAGCACGCCAUGAAGAGAAAAACCGCGUACCUCUACUACAUAUUUGUAGACGAGGACGCAUCUAUGCGGCCAAAUGUCGAUAGCAACGUCAAUGUAACCUCUCUUGGCUUAUGGCGAUCCUUUGAGAAUUUUCUAGUGGAAUACGAACCCGCAGUAGGAAUUACAGCGUAUUGCCAUGGUAAGUCGAACCGAUGUAAAUGGCAAAGAAAUAAACCUGGCGGGAACGGUGUCUAUGUUCUCUCAGGAUGGCUUUUUGAUGCAUGUUUCAAUGCAUUUCAUCACGACGCCCUGCCGUAUCUGCUGCCGUAUAAUCUUAAGAAUGAAAACAAAAGUUGGAUUUAUAGUCAGCAUUAUGUCGCAACGCUAGCCAAACAUUAUUUCUCGGGCUCUGUCCUCAUUUACGGCAACGUGAACAUUGUGAACGGUGGACACAGAGAGUACCCUCGAACUUCCGACCCGGAGCGUUUUAAGGAGCAAGAUCUCGUCAUCAGCAAAUAUGUGGAUUUGAUUACAAAGUCUCGAAAGAAGCCAGAAUGGAAAAAUCGUAUAAAUGUUUCAGAGACAAUGGACAAGCAUUUUUGCAAGUGUUAUAAACGAAUCACGUAAGCACAAAGUAUUGGCCAGAUUAAGUGCAACGGGAGCCGAUGGUCUUCCAGCAUGGUUACUUAAACGAUUCUCUAGCGUUCUAGCGCCGAUUGUUCAUGACAUCAUUACGGCUAGCAUUAAACAGUGUAAGUAUCCAAGUCAUUACAAACAUGGCCUGGUCACACCUGUGCCUAAAGCAUACCCACCAACUGACAUUAGUGACGAUUUUAGACAAAUCUCUGUUUUGCCACAUAUUGGGAAAAUUCUAGAGAGAGUACAACUACAACUCAAUCAAAAUGACAUCACAUUACGUUCCAGUCAACAUGGUUUUACUAGUGGCCGCUCUACUACAUCGGCUCUGAUAUCCAUCACACAGCCAUGGUUUAAUGCUACUGACAAUACCUGCCGUGACAAAGCAGGCAUCCAUGCCCUCUUUAUCGACUUUAAAAAAACCUUUGAUCUAGUUGAUCAUGGGAUCCUGUUGAAUAAACUUGCAUUGAUGAAUGUUAAUAAAAGCUUCUGGUUGUGGGUCAAAAGCUUCUUAUGUGGUAGAACUCAGCAGGUCAAGAUAAAUCAAACACUUUCAUCGAUCGAGGGUUGCCCAGCUGGAGUACCGCAAGGAUCUGCUCUUUCGCCGACUUUAUUUAAUAUCCACAUUGACAACUUAGAUACGAGUGUUCCUGAAGAUCUUGAGGUGAGCACAUAUAAAUAUGCCGAUGACUGCACACAAAGCGAAUGCAUCAUGAAGGGAGAGUGUAGCAACAUGCAGAAAGUCUUAGACUCCGUUCAGAACUGGUCAAACGCUAAUAAAAUGAAGUUGAACGCAAAGAAAACGAAAGAUAUGUGGAUUUGCUUUGGGAAAUCUAUCCCACAGCCUCCCAAUCUUUAUAUCGGGGAUGUUAUGAUCGAAAGAGUUAAUACAUUCAAGUUACUUGGUGCUAGCUGUCAAAGUAACAUGAAAUGGAAUUCUCACAUUAAAGAAAUUACCCGUAAGGGAAACAGGAGACUGUGUCAUCUAAGGCAGUGCAGGAAGGCACACCUUCCUACUGAAGUAGGAUUGGCAACUUACUGCACCAAAAUUCGUCCACUGCUUGAAUAUGCCGCGCCAGUCUGGGGUGGCCUACCUCACUAUUUAGUGAACGACCUUGAACGUAUUCAAAGGAGAAGCUUACGUAUUAUUGGUUUACCGGUCGAUACACUUCCCCCGCUUAGUGAGAGAAGAGAUAAGCUAACUCUUCGAAAAAUGGAGGCAAUUACUCAGGACGUAAACCAUCCCUGUCACCACCUUGUCCCUAUCGCACAUGCAGAAGCACGACUAUUCCACUAG
Messenger RNA from Paramuricea clavata, 2104 nucleotides. The record is from the annotation of a GenBank genome assembly. Lineage: Eukaryota; Metazoa; Cnidaria; Anthozoa; Malacalcyonacea; Plexauridae.